Molecule: messenger RNA, 3513 nt
Organism: Hyla sarda
Lineage: Eukaryota; Metazoa; Chordata; Amphibia; Anura; Hylidae
Exons: 8
Coding region: 247-2901 (884 amino acids)
Biological process (GO): regulation of DNA-templated transcription
Source: RefSeq, a predicted model, not a curated record
GACAUAUUCAGGACACUGCACUUUAACCUCUAGCGUUGGAGCUGCUCGGCAGCAGGAGAGUGAUAGCGAGGCUUGGAAUGCAGACAGGAAGUUUGUGAUAAGCUAAUUUCCGGUGUUUAAGUUCUGUAAGAAGCUGGGGCUCCCCUACUGCUCGGGUACAUGUCUCCUCCAUCCAGGGCAACCUGAGGAGCCGCGGACACAGGGGUCAUCUCAAACACCGCUCAAGGGACAUCCUGAGAAUAUUCUAUGUGCCCACUGAUGAUGGACAAGGACAGGGAUCAUGUGACUAAGAGGAUAUUAAAGUUCACCUUGGAAAUCAUCUAUCUGCUUACUGGUGAGGAAUAUGGACCUAUAAAUAAAUGUGGGGAAUAUGCAUCACUUAACUCCAUUAUGGAUCCUCAAUUCUCAUCAUGUCCACUUGAAAGGAAGAAUGAUGAUAAGAUCCUAUACAUCACCAAUAAGAUCAUUGAGCUGCUGACUGGAGAGGUUCCUAUAAGAUAUGAGGACGUCACGGUCAGUUUCACUAUGGAGGAGUGGGAUUAUGUUGAAGAACACAAGGAUCUCUACAAAGACAUCAUAAUGGAAGAUCCCAAAACCUUCCUGCCUCUUGAGAGAUCAAGUAAAACAGGUACCUCAGAUGGGUGUGAGAGUCCUCUGUAUUCACUGGAUUGUACAGAGGAGGACUUUGAUAUAUCACAGGACAGCAGUGACAAACAUGUCAGUCUAUCAUCCAUCCCAGAAGAUGGAAAUGUGAUUGAAAAAGAGAGAGAACCAAGGGACCAUAUGUCACCCCAGAACAAUGAAGAGGAUUACUAUAUCUCAGAUUAUAGUGGAGAUGAGGAUGAGACUCUGUCUAAUGAAUGGAAACUGGAAGAUGAUUAUAUUUCAAAGAACUGUAAACGGGAAAUGGAGGAUGUCACAGAGGACUAUAAACAGGAAGUGGAGGAUGUCACGGAGGACUGUAAACAGGAAAUGGAAACUAUCACCGAGGACUGUAAACAGGAAAUGGAGGAGGUCACAGAGGACGGUAAACAGGACAUGGAGACUAUCACCAAUGGCUGUAAACAGGAGAUGGCUGAUGUCACAGAGGACUGUAAACAGGAAAUGGCUGAUGUCACAGAGGACUGUAAACAGGAAAUGGAGAAUCUCAGAAAGGACUGUAAACAGGAAGAACCCAAAAAACUAAAAGACUGUAAAUAUGAAGAUGAUGCUGCUAAACCGUAUUAUGGGGACGAGUUGUUAAAAGAUGUGAAAAUUGAGGUGGUGUCAGAUGAUGAUUGGGAAGAAGAGACCUCUUUCUGGGGUGAGCAAAUAAGGGACAUAAGGGACAUCUUUGCAGAAGAAAAUUCUGAUGACUUCAUCCCAGAUGUAUCAAGUAAUAGAAUAACUGCUGAGCAAUGCCCACAGAUGUUUUAUCCUCCCCAUAAAAAUGGAGAUGGCAGCGUAUCUCGGGAUUAUCAGCCACCUGUUUUACAUGGAGAAAGAGCAAAUAAAGGCAAUCCACAAGCAAUGCUGAAUUGUCACAUUAAUAAUAACGGAACAGCAACACUAAACAACAUUCAUGCAAAAAAAGGUGUUCGAACUUUUCCUCCUUGUCAAGUUGAACGGAUGCCACAGUUCAGCUUACCUGCUGGUCAAGAACAUGCCCAAAUGGGACAGCAGCAAAAAAAUAUAAACACUGCCAGGAAAACUACCUCAGAUAUUCAGACACUACAAAACUUUAUGAGCGAAAGGAAUGAAAAUAGAAAAAUUGAAGUAAUACCUCACACAGAGCUGGAUACGCUGCUCUCGAAAUUUAUUCUGGUGGUGAAACGCAAAGAUGGCAAUGAAUAUGAGCCUCACACUCUCCGCUGUAUGGUAGGAAGUAUUGACCGCUACUUGAAGGAACACAGCUACAACCACACAAUCAUUUAUGGAAACAGCAAAGAUUUUCCUCUUACGAAACAGUCGCUCAAUGCAAAAAUCAAAUUUCUGAAAACAAUUGCAGAAAGCAAUCCACCCAUCAGGCAGGAGGCAUUAACAGAUGAUGACAUUGAACAUCUCUACAAGACAGGGACUCUUUCCUUAGAUAAUCCAACAAGUUUACUAAACUUGGUAUUCUUUAAUAAUGGUAUUCAUUUUGCAUUACGAACAAAGGAGCAGUACAGCCUCCAGUGGGGUGAUAUCAAGUUAAAAAUCGAUCCGAGGGGAAAUCAGUACUUAGAAUAUACGGAUCGUCAAACCGAGAUGUUAGAGAAUCGCAAGAAUGUACGGCAAGUAAAACCCCGAAUAUACGCAACUCCACAUAUACCAGACAGGGACCCGGUAACGGCAUACUUAAAAUAUCAAAGCUUCAGGCCUGGUGCCAUGAUGACAUUAGACUCUCCAUUUUAUUUGGCACCAAAUGUCAACUACAAUCCAGCAUUCUCUGAAUGGUACCGAUCGACAAAAAUAGGAAUCCAGAAAAUUCGGGCAAUGAUGACAACUAUGAAGAUACGGGCUUCAUUGCCAGAGUCGAAAAAGAAAGUUACUUAUAUAACAAAAAGGAGACUCGUCGAAAGGUUGCCGCAGCACACGUUGGGUGCCUCCGGGGCAAUGGUGCCACCAACCCAACAAAGUAACUUACAUAGUUUUAACAAGUCAGCUAUGAUUGACAUGAAGCAACAUAAGCCAGCAACUCUUAUAAAUAAUUUACACACAACCUUGGCACACCCAUCACAGGAGAGAGUACCAACUACAAGCAGCAUCCAACCCCACCCUUCAACCAGCAGAUAUGGAGAAUUACCAGCGCAUAAAAGAAGCUUCUUGGCUACAGAGUUUGCCCAGCAACGUAACUCAAGUAUGUAUCUAAACAACUACCGAUACCUGACUUCAGAGGAACCUGCAAGAAAACGCAAACCUACUUAUGACUUUAAAAAAUAAUAAAAUCCCUCAUGUGGUACUGUAAUUCAAGACUCUCCGGCCAUUGGAAGGAACUUUUUUGAAAAAGCUGUCGAUUGGACUUAAGUUGACUUUUUCUAUUUUAGUCUUAUUUACGUGUUUUUUCUUAACUCUUUAAGCUCUAUUUAUUCAACUUUUUAACUAAGUUGUUCAAUGCUUAUUUAAAAGAAAUUGACUGAUUACUACACUUUUUUUUAUUAUUUAAUGUAAUUUAAAAUUGUGACAUUUUCUCAGGCAUUUAGAUUUUUUUUUUAUUGUAUUGUGAGUUGAUAAAAAAAUUUAAGAUUCUAUUUUUUUUCCCUACGAUUGGCACUUUGAGGGAAAGACUGUCCUGUGUGAACUGUAGAAGUCAGUAUCUGAAUGGGCUAUGAUAUAGGCAGCCUUGCUACAAUUUUUAUAGGGGUUAUUAAUUGGUAUAAAAAUAAUGAAAAAUGUAUCAUGUCAUAAUACAAUAAAAAUAGAACAACUGUUCAUGCAAAGCAGAGUAAAGGAAAUUUUGGCAAAUUGGUUCAGUUAAGAAAUACUGUAUAUGUUCACUUAACUUUUUAAUGAGGGACAAAACCUAGGUCUGGGUCAUUUGUGGAUGGAAGGAGG